Molecule: messenger RNA, 650 nt
Organism: Daldinia loculata
Lineage: Eukaryota; Fungi; Ascomycota; Sordariomycetes; Xylariales; Hypoxylaceae
Exons: 1
Coding region: 184-552 (122 amino acids)
Source: RefSeq, a predicted model, not a curated record
GUCCUUCGCAGGACCAUUAUACCGCUGGGGUGUGACCAUGACGGCUGUGGUUCGCUAGGUAUCUCUACGUGAGAUGGUCAUAAUAUGUAUAAAUUCGAAUUCGACUUGGUUGGUUAGGAAACAAUACGAUAAACCUUCUUUCCCAAGCUCAUACCUAAACUCGUAUGUUGUCUACCUAUAGAUAUGCAAAAGAUGUAUAACCAUUAUAUACUUGUAAGGAAAAGCGCGCAACGGGAAAUGUCCCGUUCGAGGUUGCAGAGGAUGUCGCGCGUGUUAUGUUCUCGAAGUAGACAGAGACAGCAGAGCGGACUUGUUAGACAGAAUAGGCAUAAUCGAAGUCUUGUCACCUCCUGCUUCGUCAUGUCGCAUCGCCUACAACAGGAACGACAUGUUCGGGAUAGGCGUGUCUCCAAUAAGGCUGGCCUUUAUAUUAGUCAGGGCAGGGCGGCCAUGAUGAUUCGCGAAUUGAGAAUCCUUGUCGCACCAGGGUCCAGCGGUGCAACCGUCAGGGGGUCAUGUCCGGACUCUGCCCUGGGCACUGACGUCGAAUGACACACGUGUUAUAGUCGCUCAACAAUGGUCGACCUAAACCAUUUUUAGGUAAUAUCUAACGCGAAAUAUUAAUAACGCCGUAGAUCGACUCUUGUUUC